AAAAUACAACGACUGUAUUUGUUUUGAUGUUUUGUUGAUAGUAUUUAUUUAUCACUCAAACUGAAGACAGUAGGGGGAGCCACUGCCACGUUUUUGGUAUUUUCUUAAAUAUUUCUCACUCCUACUCUGUGCUACUCUCUCUGUCUCUCUUUCUCUUAAUUACUAAAACAAUUUUAACUAAAUCCAUAGUUUAAAAAAAAUUAACAUUCUGGUCCGUGGUAAUUAAUUAACUGCUAAGCAAAAGUCAGGUGCAGUGUCGGGAGUUUCUUAGUGGUUCCUGCACUUUUAUGAUAGUGAAUGAACAGUUCCACCUGUCAGCGCGUGGACGUCGUAGUAACGUCAUGGGCCACAGAUGGAUAAGACUGAAUCUCUGGUGUCACUCGGUCCCCGACUUGUAACUUAUUCAAUAAUUAUUGCUGGUUUAUCUUCGGAUUAUUAAGGCUCCAGAAUCAUUGGGAUUUAUCAUUUGUGAAGGAUUAGCCGACGACAAGCGGCUGCCUAGAAGAAGCGUUUAUCUGGUCUGUUGUUGUCCUUUAAAACAUGAGUGAUCUUUGUGAAUCCGACAGAAACAUGUAGCUGGAAUCUGACUCCGACUUACGGAAGACUAAGUCUGUCGGAGAGGAGGAAUGGGUUUCAAAAAUGCCUCAAAGUCGUUCCUGGUGACGCUCAUCCUGUUGCUGCUUUGCGCACAGGCACUCGGGCAGGUGUUUAACUUGACGCUGGCUGUGACGGAGGGUUUACCUGCUAACACCAUCAUUGGAACUCUGGGAGCCGGUCUAAGUAGACCAACGUCUGGGUUCUUCGUCUCAGAGAGCAGAGAUUCUCGUGUGUUCAAGGAUUUGGAAAUAGAUGUGGACACGGGGGUCAUUUCCACUGCUGUGGUCCUGGACAGAGAGAGGAGGGAGAAGUACGAAUUUGUUGCAGCCUCCCUCACAGGUGAGGUGAUAAAAGUGAAAAUAGAGGUGAAGGAUGUGAACGACAACUCACCUGUGUUUCCCUCAGAGAGGGUUGAUCUGGAGAUAUCAGAGUUCAGCCUUCCGGGGACUAGGUUUCCACUUGAAGGAGCUACAGAUAAGGAUGAGGGUGAUUUUGGUACCCAGGGCUACAGAAUCAGAGAGAGUGAUCCUGGAAAGUUAUUUGAUUUGAAUUAUCACAAUGGAUCCAAAAAUGAUCAGAUGUUUCUGGAACUCGUCCUCCACAGCCAACUGGACAGAGAAACCCAGAGCUUCUACUCUCUGACCAUUGAGGCUUUCGAUGGAGGUAUUCCAGCCAGGACUGGAACUCUUCAGGUGAAUGUCCAUGUCCUGGAUGAGAACGACAAUCCACCGGUGUUCAACCAGACUGAGUACCACGCCUUGGUGCUUGAGGACGCUCCAGUCAUGUCCACCAUCUGUGAGGUCCAUGCCACAGAUCUGGACCUGGGCGAAAAUGGCAGGAUAACGUACGAGAUCAACAGACGGCAGAGCGACCCUAACGAGGUCUUCUCCAUCAACCAAACCACAGGAGGGAUUUAUCUCAACAAACCGUUGGAUUUUGAGACUCGCGCGUUCCACGAGCUGAUCAUAACCGCCACAGACAACGGGGCUCAGCCUGAGUACAGCAGUGCGCUCGUGGGUGUGAGGGUGGUCAACAUUAACGACAACAGCCCCUCCAUUAGCGUUCUGUUUCUCAGCGACACAGGAGAUGCAGUAGUGUCGGAGGCCACAGCAGUUGGGGACUUUGUUGCCAGGAUUUCAGUGUCGGACCCUGACCUUGAGGAGGACAGGGUCACAGUCACACUCACAGGAGGUGAUGGGAAGUUUAUCCUGAUGCAGACUGAUGAUUUUCUUUAUGCUCUAUGUGUGAAUUCUGAAUUAGACAGGGAAGACAAGGAUCUGUACGAGCUAAAGAUACAGGCCUCAGAUUUUGGAAGCCCCUCCCUCAGCAGUGAGAUGGUCCUUCUGCUGAAGGUGACUGACAGCAAUGACUGCCAUCCUGUGUUUGAGAAGGACGUGUACACCGUCAGCAUCUCGGAGGACACUCCACCAGGGAGUUCUGUAAUCCAGCUGCAGGCCAGAGAUGCGGAUGAAGGAGUCAACUCGGAGGUCAGAUAUUCCAUCCUCCAGUCCCAGCAGGACAGUCUCCUCAGCAUCGACCAGCAGUCGGGCCUCAUUACAACGACUGUGAGUCUGGACAGGGAGACACAGGAGGAGCUGUGGUUUCUUGUGGUAGCGAUGGACAGAGGAGAUCCAUCUUUGUCGUCCACGGCCACGGUAACUGUGCUGGUGGAGGACGUCAAUGACAACGAGCCAGUGUUUGAGCAGCAGCUGUACAAUGUGUCCAUCCCAGAGCACAGUGAUGUCGGAAGCUGCUUUCUACAAGUUGUUGCCACAGAUGCCGACGGUCCUGACUUCGGCACAGUUCUUUACUCUCUGUCUGAUGGUUUUGACAAGAACGACCAACAUCCUCUCUUUCACAUCAACCCAAAGACUGGGGAGCUGUGUGUCUCUCAGGACAUUGAUCGAGAUGGAGGGCAGACCUUCCACGAUAUUCUCAUCAAAGCUGAGGAUCCAGGAGGCCUGAGUGCUCAAACCUAUGUUCAUAUCCAGAUAGAGGACUUGAAUGACAACGCUCCACUGUUUAAUCCUGAUGAGUACUCUAUGAGUAUUAGCAGCUACACAAAGCCAGGGACAGAAAUCCUCAAUGUCAUUGCUACUGACCCUGACUGUGACAGGUUUGGACAAGUCACUUACAACCUCCUCCCUGGUGAUGUGUCUAUUUUAUUUACCCUGGAUAAACAAACAGGAACCCUCUUCCUGACCUCAGCCCUGACCCACCUGGGUGCAGCCAGCCUGAAGCUCCUGAUAACAGCACAGGAUGGUGGAGGCCUUACAUCAGCCAAACCUGCAGAGGUCACUAUAACCAUCCUUCCUAGUGCUCAAGCUCCAGUUGUGUUCCAAAAAUCACGCUACAACUUCAGUGUUUCUGAAGACGCAGCAGCAGGAACCUCUGUGGGGACAGUGGCCGCCAAAGACCCAGUGGACUCAGGUGAAUCCGUGUCCUACAGAAUCUCCUCUGGUGAUCCCAUGGGUUUGUUUGCCAUUCGACCUGAGUCCGGCCUGAUCACCAACGUCAAACCUCUGGACCACGAGUCCCUGUCGUCCGUCCUGCUGUUCGUCCAGUCCUACACGGACACAUCUCCAGUGUACAGCACCACUCAAGUCAACAUCACCAUCGCUGAUGUCAAUGACAACGCUCCACUCUUCCCUAAAAGCACUGACGCCAUCACAGUGUCCCAAAAAACCCUCCCGGGAACUGUUCUUUUCAUCGCACACGCUCACGACUGUGACGGUGGUGCCAACGGUCAGGUGCAGUAUCACCUGAAAGACGGCAAAAAUGGUUUGUUUGCUGUUGACUCUCACCAGGGGACAGUGAAACUGAACCACAGUUUACAGAUGUAUCAUCAGCAGAGGUACGUCCUAGAGAUUGUGGCUAAAGAUGAAGGAGCGCCGCCCUUGAGUUCAACACUGACCCUCACUGUAAAUGUGGACGGCACGACCGCUGAGGACAGCCUGGCCUUUGAGACGUUAGUUUACCAGGUUGAGAUAGGAGAGGGUUACCGUAAAGACUCGAGGGUCAUCCAGGUGAGGGCCCACUGGACCCGAGGAAGUCUCUCCCCAAACAGGGGCCUCACCUACUCGUUGGAGGCAGAACCUGGAUUCCCUUCUCCUCCAUUUCAGGUCCACCCUAAAACCGGUUGGUUGUAUCUUUCCCACAGCCUGGACUACGAGACAGAAGCCACAUAUCGGUUUCAAGUGUCGGCCACAGCGAACGAGGCCUCACUGGCAAACAGGACGGUGACGGCCACGGUGAAUGUGCUGGUGCUGGACAUCAAUGAUAACGCUCCUGUCUUCAGCAGCGACGUCUUCUACUUCACUGUAUCAGAGGGGUCAUCACCUCAGGGUCUGGUGGGAACGGUCCAGGCUCUGGAUAAGGACUCUGGGAAAAAUGCCCAGCUCUCCUACAUCCUGCUCUCAGACGGGAAGUUCUUCCGUAUUAAUGCAAAAACAGGUGAAAUCAUCAACUGGAUGCCACUGGAUCGAGAGAAACAGACUCAGCACACUGUGAAGGUGAUGGUCACAGACCAGGGUCACCCUCGUCUCAACGCCACAGCCACCGUUUACAUCCUGGUCACUGACGUCAACGACAACUCGCCACAGUUCACACAUCUGCCCACCAGUAAAGAGAUGAACCUGCAGAUUUGGAGAGAUCUGCCGACCGGAUCCACAAUAACAAAUAUGUUUGCCAAAGAUUUGGAUGCAGGGGAAAAUGGAACUGUUACAUUCUCUUUGGUUAUAACUGAUUUUGAAUACGAUGGCGUGGGACACUUUGAAAUUGACAGUCAAAGUGGACAAAUCAGGACAACAGAACUUUUCUCUCAGAACGCUGAAGUGUUCUACACUCUCAGAGUAACUGCUAAAGACGGUGGAGUCGUACCUCAGGAAGAGAACGCUCUCGUUCACGUACAGGUGCAUGGAUCAAAGACUCUUCGUGGCCUUACUGACCAUCACAUCAUGAGACACUUCACAGUGAAGGAGGACACAAAACCAGGAAGUGUUAUAGGCUCUGCCAGUAUUUCAGAUACGGUCAAAUGUCACUAUUCCAUCUCCGAGGGUGACGGCAGUAUUUAUUUUGGCAUUGACGCAUCUUCAGGUGACCUCUACAUCAACCAGCCGCUGGACUACGAGACGACCAUGCAGUACUCCCUCAUGGUACGAGCUGAAGGUGUUGGCCCCUCACCCAAAGUGAACAUCUCGGUGAUGGUCAGUGUCAAAGUGGAGGACGUGAACGAUCACACGCCCUGGUUUCCCGACCGGCUUGUGACCUUCAGCCUGAGGGAGGACGCUGCGAUCGGAUCGCUAGCGUUCGCAUUUAAGGCCAGAGACGCCGAUGGAACCUAUGAAAACAGUGUCCUUCACUACACCCUGAACACUGACGCCGGCGACAGUAACUCACCAGCGCGUUUCCCCUUUCAGAUCGACCGCCAGACAGGAAAUCUUACUGUCGCAGCUCCUUUAGAUCGAGAGACAACUGCCAGUUUUGCCUUCACUGUUACAGCCACUGAUCAAGCAAAGCGGACGGAGGAGCGGAAGCAGGCGUCAGUGACAGCGCAGGUCUUUCUGCUGGAUGUGAACGACAACAGGCCGGUGUUUAUAUCAGCAGAUUUCGUGCAGGUGAUGGAGGAUGCCGAGGUGGGGAGUCUGCUUCAUCACUUUGUGGCAAUCGAUGGAGAUAAGGGUGAAAAUGGACUUGUCUCGUAUUCAAUCUUAGCUGGGAACGAGAAUGGAUUCUUCAAAAUAGAGGAGAAAACUGGUCUUCUGUUUCUCUCUGCCCCUCUUGACUAUGAGAAUCAACCCUUCCACCGUCUGACUGUCCGCACCGUGGACCAGGGCAUUCCCCCGCUCUCCUCCACCCAGACUUUGACAGUGGAGGUGGAAGAUGUAAAUGACCAGCCCCCCGUCUUCAGUCGGAGCAUCUACAACGCCAGCGUGUCGGAAAACAAAGACCCAGGAGAACCUGUGAUCAGAGUCUCAGCCACUGAUCAAGAUUCAGAGGAGAACGCAGUGGUGUCGUACAGUCUGUUGCCGGCCCCAGGCUACGAGCUCUUCACCAUCGACCCCGACACUGGUCUGAUCACCACCAACGCCUCCUUGGACCGAGAGCAGCAGCAACAUUACUUCAUCAGGGUCCAAGCCCAUGACAGCGGCCCACAGCCUCUGACAGCCACCGCGGUGGUACGCUGCUCUGUGCUGGAUGUGAACGAUAACCCUCCAGAGUUCAUGCAUUCAUCCUUCCACGUCAGCCUCCCAGAAAACCUGCCCCCAGGGAUCGUCCACACCGUCCAGGCCUCUGAUCCAGAUCUGAAGGAAAACGGAACCAUAGACUAUUCAAUACAGGGGGAAGACUACGGAGGUCGUUUCACCAUCGACAUCCACACUGGCUCCGUCAGCACCACACAGGUUCUGGACCGUGAAGAAAAGAAGAACUAUUCACUCAUCAUACAGGCUCGGGAUAACGGCCCAGUCCCGCUCACUUCAUCCACAGAACUCCUACUGGUUCUGCUGGACCAGAAUGAUAACGUUCCUUUAUUCGCCCAGAUGAGCUACCACACCUCCGUCAGCGAGGGCGUACCUGCUGGAGCUGAGGUCCUGCGUGUCACGGCCUUUGAUCCAGAUGAGGGCUCCAACGGUGACGUCACCUAUUCAGUGACAGACGACAACAGCCAGGGGGCGCUCUUUGUGGACCCGUUCACGGGGGUGAUCUGCACCACCAGAGCUCUGGACAGGGAGACCAAGGCUCAGUAUACAUUAAAGGUGGUAGCCACAGACGGCUGCAGUCAGGGGCCACAGAGCUCAGUGGCUCAUGUCACCGUGGAGGUGGAGGACGUGAACGACAACGUGCCUGUGUGUGAUCAGAAUCCCAUCAAUGCCUGGGUAUCCUUGGUAACGCCACCACACCAGAUAGUUACAACCGUGAAGGCCAGUGACGGCGACCAGGGUGAGAACGCGACGUUACACUACACGCUGUCCACUGACGACGACGGCUUCGUCAUCGAUGCCGAGUCUGGAGAGAUCUCACUGAGGAGACGAGUCACAGCAGAGUUCUCAGGGAGGAAGCUGGAGGUCAUGGUUUCAGACGGAGGUCGUCCUGCGCUCACCUCCGCCUGCUUGGUUUUCGUUCACCUGAAGGGGGAACAUGAAGGACUCCAGUUCACAAGCAAAGUGUACAACGCCACCGUGGAGGAGAACAGUGGAGCAGGCGCCUGGAUCACCAAAGUGGAGGCCAGCGAUCCAACCAUCGGCAGACAGAGGAUCACCUACAGCAUAUUCAGUGGCAACGAGAAUCACAUUUUCUCCAUUAGCGGCCACACAGGUGAGAUCCGGGUACAGAGGGAUAAAUCCCUGGACUUUGAGGUGAGCCCUCAGAUCCAGCUGGUGGUGCUGGCUGACAGUGGACUGCAGACGGCUCACUGUCGGGUUACCAUCACCCUGAGGGAUGUCAAUGACAACUCACCGCUGUUCGAAUACAGCAGUUACCGGACAGCUGUCUGGGAGGGACAAGUGCACAACACCUACAUAAUGCAGGUGUUUGCUGUUGAUGCAGACAGUGGAGUCAACGGACAGAUAGAUUACGCCAUCACGUCUGGUAACCACAACCAAGCCUUCAUCUUAGACUCGGUGCGAGGGAUCCUCGCUACCAAUGUUGUACUGGACCGCGAGAUCACGCCGUCGUACAAGCUUGUAAUACAAGCAACAGACAGGGGGAACCCUCCACUCAGCAGCAGCACCACCAUCAGGGUGCAGGUGGUAGACGUCAACGACAACAGCCCCACCAUUCCUCCAAUGGAGCCUGUGGUCGUAGCAGAAAAUCUGCCUGCAGGCUACAGUGUCACCCAGGUGAAGGCUAACGACGUGGAUCUGAGCUCAUACAUCACCUACAGCUUUGCCGACAACAGCAGCGUCGAAGGCCCCUUUGCCAUCGACCACUAUACUGGUGUGGUGACGCUGACGCAGGCCCUGGACUACGAGGAGCAGAAGGAGUUCACCCUGACAGUUUGGGCUUUUGACUCCCUCCAUCUGACCUCUGGGGAGGUCACAGUUCAAGUGCUUGACAUCAAUGACAACGCCCCAGUCUUCAGCAGGGUCUCCUACCAGGUGAAAUUGUCUGAAUCCGUCCCAGCUGACACGUUGGUGGUGUCAGUGUUCUCCACCGACAGAGACUCUGGAAUUAAUGGAAAGAUCAGCUACAGACUGAUCCAAUCCCCAUCACAAGGCUUUUAUAUUCAGCCAGACAAUGGGUCGGUUUUCACCAACAAACCUCUGGAGGCCGACACAAAGAGCCACCUCAUCCAUCUUCUGGUAGAAGCGAGAGAUGGAGGCGACCCCGUGCACUCCACCGUUACCUCCAUAGAAAUACAGAUUCAGGACGACAACGAUCACGCGCCGCUGUUUUACCAGAACCUCUACGCUCUCGGCGUGGCCGAGGACACGGCCACAGACACCACGCUGCUGUCUCUGUCCGCAGAUGACCAAGACUGGAGCUCUGAAAACACACACCUGGACUACGCCAUCCUGGGAGGGAAUGAGGAGAAAAGAUUCUGUCUGGAAGUGAAAAUGAUUCAGUUGGAGAAUCAGAUAAAGAAUGUGGCAAAACUCGUUCUGUGUCAGCCCUUAGACCGUGAGGUCAGAGACAGCUAUGUGCUGACAGUCAUGGUGUCUGACCGUGGAAGUCCUCCACUAAAUAGCUCUGCGGUCGUUGUAGUGAACGUGACGGACUGUAAUGACAACGCUCCGGUCUUCUCCAGUUCACAGUACUACGCAGACGUGAGUGAAAACAGUCCAGUAGGUACCACGGUGGUCCAGGUCACAGCACGGGAUCUGGACAAGGGAACUAACGCCCUGUUGCGGUAUGACAUCAUAUCAGGGAACACCAAAGGUCACCUUAAGCUUGACCCUCAGUCAGGUCGUCUGGUUGUCAAUCACGCUCUCGAUUAUGAGGAGGACUCUAAAUACACCCUGACUAUUAGAGCCUCUGACGGUGGAGAAUUAUCUGAAGACCAUAACAUCGCGUUUACAGUGGUCCACAUCACCGUGUUGGAUGAAAAUGACAACUCUCCAUACUUCAUGUUCCCCACAGUCAACUGCUCGGUGUCAGAGAAUCUGCCCGUUUUCACCCACACAUGUUCAGUCCACGCUGUGGACAACGACCUGGGCCGAUAUGGCCAGCUCACCUACUCCAUCUUAUCUUCCUGCCUCAUGGACUACGGCAGUGGCAGUCCAGACAGAAAGGACGCUUUUGGCAUCGACUCUUUUACAGGACACAUUCACACCAGACAAACGUUUGAUUUCGAACGGGAGAGCGAGUACUGCCUCAUAGUGGAGGCCAGAGACAAAGGCCACAGAGCCGUGACGGUGAAGGUUCAGGUGAGCAUCAAGGGAGUGGACGAAUUCAGUCCAGUCUUCACCCAGAAACAGUACCACUACACGCUGCCGGCGAACGUGCAGCUGGGGGAGACGGUUGGUUACGUGAUGGCCAUGGAUCAUGAUGGUGGUGUGGAUGGGAUCGUGGAGUACUCCUUGGUGGACUCACCGCCUUUUUUCUCUAUUAACAAAACGUUCGGUGCCAUCUUUGUAUCGGGGCCUGUGUUCCGGCAAAGAGGCCGUGGAGGUCGGGACACGGUGGAGCUGCUCGUGUCUGCAGCUAGUCCCAGACUGGGCUCCAAGUCUUCCACCUGCUCGGUGUUUGUCAACAUCUCCAGCUCUGCUGAAGCGCUCACGGCUGUUCCACUGGACCGACGUAUGCUCAGUCUGACCGUCUCGCUGAUUACCUUCCUCGUUGCUCUUGUUAUCCUGGUGGUCAUGGUUCUAAAUUACAAGAUUAAAGACUCUGCAAUUAAAGACUCUGCAGUGGAGAAGUCGACUGCCACUGCCACAGCAGAGUCACUGAGAAGGACCAACAGUCGAAUGGGAAGUGUCGUAUCUCUACAGGAGAUCAAACGGCCCAGCACCGUGAUGACGAAGAGAGACAAGACAAAGACUUUCAAGCGCAUAGACUCAAGUGUCCGUGGAUCCGCUGAGGGUCAAACAGCUGAAGACCAGUCAAACAGUCACAAACUGGUCACCCACCACCCCUACAGUCAAGUAGACACAUCUGUAAAAGCCAACCGAAGCGCGAAGGUCUCAGAUUCAGCCUCACCUGCUGACCUCUGCAGCUCAGGGGAAUCAGAUGCAGAACAUAUUUUAUCAGGUACUAAAUGUUUUGUUGCAGUGAUGGCCAGCACAGAGAGUCUCCACACGUUUAAAGAGGAGGGAGGAGGCGAGGAGCUGCUCCCUGCAACUCUGAGAGAUUUUGAGGAGGCAAGCAUGGCUACCAAAUGUUACCCCUGCACCUGUGAAGUCUGUGUCUUCGCUGAUCCUGACUCCUCACUGUUGUGUCCAGUGGAGCAGGGCAGCUGCGACUGGCACCAUUUAUUGGACUGGGACCCACGUUUCCAGACGUUAGCCCAUUCGUUUACAGACCUCGAGAUGCUCCAAGAUGAGGAGCUGGAAGGAGGCCGUGAAGACUUGGCGGCAGAGUCGAGCUGUCUCAUGUACCCACCGGCUUUAAUAAUGGGUGUGGCUCGGAGCGGCAUCAGGACGGAACCACCAGAGAACCUGAGACGAGUGCCAAGUCUGAGCAGGAAGAAUUCUCGCUGCAAAUAUGCAUAUUCACCCUUAACCAGGAGCAGAGGAUUAACUCCUUCAGCGAUGACACCAGCUUCUACCCUGUCACUGUCCUCUCUCACAAUGAGGACCCCUACUGCAUCCCCAGUGGUCUCAGAGACCGGGGUUGGGAGCAUCAGACUAAAGUAACAACCCCUCACUGCAUGUUGCACGUGUUUGAAAGUACGAUUUAAUGGAGCUUUUUUUUUUAAUUAGCGCUGCACAGUGUAGCUCGAACUCAAAUUCAACAUAAAAUAAAUAAAAACAUCAGCAGCUUUUAGGCUGAAACAAUAAUGUUCCACACUUCAUUUAUCAUCGUAUCUCAGUAACAUGGUUUUAUGGUCCUGACUUAAUCAAACACACAGAAUUAUUGAAAGAAAUGUUUUUCAAUGUUUUUUGCUCCCCCUUAUGGAUGAUAAUGUACUUUCAGCCUAGUUUACUAAUGACACUUUGGUUUGAUACAAACCUUACAUGUAUUAAUGAGGGGAAACCGUGUUGUAAUAAUGUUAAAAUAAUAUUGAAAAUAUAAAUAUGUCUUUUUUGGUAAUGUCAUAUCUUAUAAUAAAACUAAUGGUUUGGACUUUUUAUAUUUUUUUAUUUUUCCACCACUGUGUUAAUUUAAAUACUUUACAAGUGAAUAGCUGUUCCCAAAUAGCUGCUCAUAAUACUUUGAAGAUUCUAUUUGUGUGCAACAAUACUUUCAAAUAUAUACUGUGUAUAAACAGAGACAGAAGGCUGCUCUACACAUGGUUGUUUACCAUGUGUAGAGCAGCCGUCAAAUAAACCAAAACCUCACCUGU
This is a messenger RNA of Cynoglossus semilaevis (tongue sole), 11041 nucleotides long. It is a transcript of the gene dchs2, whose product is annotated as dachsous cadherin-related 2. Gene Ontology annotation, biological process: homophilic cell-cell adhesion. Bases 627 to 10391 code for a protein of 3254 amino acids. Gene Ontology annotation, molecular function: calcium ion binding. The transcript has 21 exons. Gene Ontology annotation, cellular component: plasma membrane; cell-cell junction. NCBI's taxonomy places the organism in Eukaryota, Metazoa, Chordata, Actinopteri, Pleuronectiformes, Cynoglossidae. The record is from RefSeq and is a predicted model, not a curated record.